Molecule: messenger RNA, 7407 nt
Organism: Mus musculus (house mouse)
Lineage: Eukaryota; Metazoa; Chordata; Mammalia; Rodentia; Muridae
Gene: Chpf2
Product: chondroitin polymerizing factor 2
Exons: 6
Coding region: 3333-5639 (768 amino acids)
Biological process (GO): chondroitin sulfate proteoglycan biosynthetic process
Cellular component (GO): Golgi cisterna membrane; Golgi membrane; Golgi apparatus
Molecular function (GO): protein-macromolecule adaptor activity; N-acetylgalactosaminyl-proteoglycan 3-beta-glucuronosyltransferase activity
Source: RefSeq, a predicted model, not a curated record
AGAUCUUGUGCAUGGAUAAGUGCUGGGAGCGAGAGGAGAGGAAAUGAAGGCUAAUAAGAAAGAGUUACAAAAAGCCACAGCUCAGCAAGAACUGGUUAUUGGUUCACAUUUGUCCUGGUUUCUUUGUCAACUUGAUACCAGCUGGGGCCACCUGGGAAGAGGGAUCCUCAGUGUGAUCUGCUCCCUGAAGCCCCCACUGCCAGACUGACUGUACACUGGAACAAUGAACUAAAACAAACCAAUCACAGCAGCAGGGAACGUGCUUAACACAGAAGAUGCAAGGUCGCUGAAAUACAGCUACUCAGAAGUCCCUAGGCACAUGGAAUAAACUACACAAGUUCUUUCACCAAGGACCGUCUGAGAGUGGCUGUUUUUACUGAGCUGUAACACUUGUGGAAGGGUUCUCUUUCCCGAAGCAUUCAUCGCUGGACCUUGGCUGUCCAGACUCACGCUGCUGCUCACUCUGCCCCGGUCACUGUUGCUGCCUCUGUAGCUGGACCUAGGCUAUCUGCCCAGUGCAAGCUGCCCAAACCUCAUCUCUUCUCUUCUGAGAGCUGUAACACUUCCGGCACUCCUGGCUGGACCCAGGCCCCCUGGAACCUAUCCAUCUUGGUUCUGCCUAGAGACUGGUAACCCCAGCACUUUUGAGACUUAGGUAGGAAGAUGGCUGUGAUUUCAAGAUCACCCUGAUCUACAUAGCAAGACCUUGUCUCAAGGAAACAAAACAAGUGAUACACGUUAUAACCGUAAAACAUGGCUAGGAUUUCAGUUUGCAUAUGGAAAAAUGUAAAACAUCAGUACAGUAGCUUUUCAUAUUGCUUAUAUGUUGAAUUGAUAUUUUAUUUAUACCUAAUACCAUAAAAUAUUAAAUAUUUUAUACCUAAUAUGUGUGUUUAUUAAAUAUAUUUAUACCUAAUACGAUAAAAUAUUAAGUUAAUUCCACCUGCUUCUUUUAGUUUAAUAAUUGUGGCUAUAGUCAGGUGUGUUGGUACAUGAUCGUGAUCCCAGCACUGAAAGGCAGGAGCAGGUGGAUCUGUGAGUUUAAGGUCAAAGUCAGAUGGCCAGACCCAAUGUCAAAAAUAAAGCAAUAGCCGGGUGGGGUGGCACACACCUUUAAUCCCAGCACUUGGGAGGCAGAGGCAGGUGGUUUUCUGAGUUUGAGGCCAGCCUGGUCUACAAAGUGAGUUCUAGGACAUCCAGGGCUAUACAGAGAAACCUUGCCUCGAAAAACGAGAGAGAGAGAGACAGAGAGAGAGGGAGAGAGAGAGAGAGAGAGAGAGAGAGAGAGAGAGAGAGAGAUUGUCAUGAAUGUGACAGUACAAAUGUAUUCUGAACACUGACAUACAUUUAUAAAUGGUAAAAGUUCUCCAAAGUGGUAGCUUUGUACAUCCGAAGCCUGACAAUCUUCCUUCCGUCCAAGUGAGUUGUUUCUUACAGAUGUAGCAUAGGGAAGGUGUGGUACACACCUUUAACAAUAGUGUGGUAUCAGAAGACAACUUGAUGGAGUCAGUUUUCUCUUUUCACCAGACAUAGAACUCAGAUUAUCAGUCUCGGUGGCAACCACCUUCACAUGGUGAGUCACCUGACUGGUGCUUAAUUCCGUACUUUUCUGCCUUGAGACACCAGAGUGUGUUAGUAUCCAUGGCUUGCUUCAAGCGAUUCUCACCGCCUUAAAACUACUGAGUUCUAGGUUAGCCCAGGUCUGUUCGUUCCUGGUCACAUGUCCCUCAUCCUUUUACCUAGUAGAGUUGAAAAUUUAGUAGAGAAACAUUUCUUGAGCCGCUAAAUAGGCGCUGGUGUUGCGCGGCCGGUUUAGUUGAAGCGUGCUCAGAAAAGGGGAGGGCAUCUUUCUUUAGCGCUAACAGGGUUGAGAUGAAUUGGGGAGCGUCUCUGUGCAGACGGGAUUCACUCACCGUGGCGCUAGGAGCCAGGGCGUUGGAAUCCAGAGGUGCAGCAGCAACCAUAGAGAGCGACUGUAAGGAGCGAGGGGCCGGAUGCGGUCACCAUAGAGACGGGAGACUGACAGGCAGCGGAAGAGGAAGCCGAGGGCUGGCUUGUGAGGUGGCAGCGGCAGCAAAGCGGAGCUCCUCGGCCCGCCACAGGGUGGGCUCACCCGCGAGGCGGCUCCGUCUGCCGUGGGGCUUGGGUGUUCCUGUUCCCCUGCCCGGCAGGACCUGAGAACCCGCUCGGUCCUGCUGUCCGCCGCGAGCUCCCCUCCACCGCCCAAGUUCGCAGAGCAAACCAGCUGGACGCAAGGCCUUUUCUGCAGUCGUGGGACGUAGGCGAUUAAUUUCUGUCUCCAGACGGCCGGCUAGGACUCGCUCUGUCCCUUCUUCUGGGGGCUGGCACGGUGCUGUGGUCGCCAAGGGAAUAAUAGGGCACUGACUGGCGCCCUAUUGGAAGGUGCCCUGUUGGAAGGUGGUGAGCCUCUGCUGGCCUUCCCAGACCCCCGCGUUUCUCUAACUGCUGCUGUCUCCCGGCUUGCUUUUGCUUUAUUUGGCUUUGUUUGAUAACCUCUAGCCACAGCAAGAGUGUCUGUAAUUUGUCUCCUGCUGUUCUUAGAUAUGUGGGCAGCAUAGCUUUGCAGGACGAGUAGGAUGGCUAGCAAAAUGGCUCCAUCAGCCAUUGCGCUCCUAUGAGAGGCCAGCUGUGCUGAGUCACUGUGACUGCUCACCUCAUUUGGGUGGGUAGGUGGGUGGGCACCAUUCAUAGCUGGUGAUCUUAUCUGACAAGGAGGGGAUUUCUAGAGUCUGUGGCUCUCUUUGACACUCAGGAGCGGGGUGGAAGGAGGUGCUGACCCCUUCUCUAGUGCUUGCCUGCAGCAGCGGCAGAUCAGCAGUUCCUCUGGGGCCUGAGGAGACAUAGUGGGCCAGGAUAGCUUCAGCAUGGCACAGGGUGUCUGAGGCAGGCCCUUUUGGUCAGACUGUUGUUGGAAUGGCGCAUGCACUUUGCCCUAAGCUCUGUGUCACUGGGUGCUGCUGACUUGAAUUAGGCCCAUGUUUCAAAUGGCUGUAGACCUUCUGGGGUUAGGUUUGGCAGGACUGCACUUUCUUUUUUCUUUUUCCUGGACUACAGACUGCAAUCCCCGUAGGGAGUGGCAUUGCUCACAUAGACAUUAGUAUUUUACUGAGGGUAUCAGCACCAUGGCCACUGAAGACCAGACAUAGGGUUGGGAAGACUUGGUGGGGAUGCUGGGCUCCUUUUUCUGUUGCUGACCUCGUUGACUCCGGGUUCUCUGGGUAAAACCGUGGGCUACUGCUGGCCUGUGGCCCAUCAACCUACUCAUCCUUGAGACUGUGCCCCUGGGGCGCCCUGUGUCAGGGCCUGCCACCAUGCGACUGAGCUCCCUGCUGGCUCUGCUGCGGCCAGUGCUCCCCCUCAUCCUAGGACUGUCUCUGGGAUGCAGCCUGAGCCUCCUGCGGGUUUCCUGGAUCCAGGGUGAGGGAGAAGAUCCCUGUGUAGAGGCUGUGGGGAAGCCAGGAGGGCCACAGAAUCCAGACUCAAAAAAUGGGCUGGACCAAGGCGAUGAAGACUUCAGACCCAGGAUUGUGCCUUACUACAGGGAUCCUAACAAGCCCUACAAGAAGGUGCUCAGGACUCGGUAUAUACAGACAGAGCUGGGCUCUCGUGAGCGCCUGCUGGUGGCUGUCCUGACUUCUCGAGCCACACUGUCCACCCUGGCCGUCGCGGUUAACCGUACAGUAGCACAUCACUUCCCUCGGUUACUCUACUUCACAGGGCAGCGAGGGGCCCGGGCUCCUGCAGGGAUGCAGGUGGUGUCUCAUGGAGAUGAGCGGCCUGCCUGGCUCAUGUCAGAGACCCUGCGCCACCUUCACACACACUUUGGGGCAGACUAUGACUGGUUCUUCAUCAUGCAGGACGACACAUAUGUGCAGGCCCCCAGAUUGGCAGCUCUUGCUGGUCACCUUAGCAUCAACCAAGACCUGUACUUAGGCCAUGCAGAGGAAUUCAUUGGUACAGGAGAGCAGGCCCGGUACUGCCAUGGGGGCUUUGGCUACCUGUUGUCACGGAGUCUCCUAUUGCGCUUGCGGCCACAUCUGGAUGGCUGCCGAGGGGACAUUCUCAGUGCCCGGCCUGAUGAAUGGCUUGGCCGCUGCCUCAUCGACACUCUGGGCAUCGGCUGUGUCUCACAGCACCAGGGGCAACAGUAUCGCUCCUUCGAACUGGCCAAGAAUAGGGACCCUGAGAAGGAGGAGAGCCCUGCUUUCCUGAGUGCCUUCGCCGUUCACCCGGUCCCCGAGGGCACCCUCAUGUACCGGCUCCACAAACGCUUCAGUGCUCUGGAGUUGGAGCGGGCUUACAGCGAAAUAGAACAACUGCAGGCCCAGAUCCGGAACCUGACGGUGCUGACCCCUGAGGGGGAGGCAGGGCUAAGCUGGCCUGUUGGGCUCCCGGCCCCUUUCACUCCACACUCUCGCUUCGAGGUGCUGGGCUGGGACUACUUCACGGAGCAACACACCUUCGCCUGUGCAGACGGGGCUCCCAAGUGUCCCCUGCAGGGGGCUAGCAGGGCAGAUGUAGGGGACGCUGUGGACACAGCUCUGGAGCAGCUCAAUCGGCGCUAUCAGCCCCGCCUGCGCUUCCGGAAGCAGCGGCUUCUCAAUGGCUACCGGCGCUUUGACCCUGCAAGGGGCAUGGAAUACACCCUCGACUUGCUGCUGGAAGCUGUGACUCAGCGAGGGCACAGACGCUCCCUGGCCCGCAGAGUGAGCCUGCUGAGGCCACUGAGCAGAGUGGAAAUCCUGCCUAUGCCCUAUGUCACCGAGGCUACCCGGGUGCAACUGGUGCUGCCACUCCUGGUGGCUGAAGCUCCGGCCGCCUUGGCUUUUCUUGAGGCCUUUGCUGCCAGUGUUCUGGAGCCUCGAGAACAUGCAUUGCUCACCCUGUUGUUGGUCUAUGGGCCCCGGGAAGGCCGAGGGGGCCCUGACCCAUUUCUCGGAGUGAAGGCUGCAGCAGCUGAGUUAGAACGACGGUACCCAGGGGCGAGGCUGGCCUGGCUCGCUGUGCGAGCAGAGGCCCCUUCGCAGGUGCGACUCAUGGAUGUCAUCUCCAAGAAACACCCUGUGGACACACUCUUCUUCCUUACCACCGUGUGGACAAGACCUGGGUCGGAAGUCCUCAACCGCUGCCGUAUGAAUGCAAUCUCGGGCUGGCAGGCCUUCUUUCCGGUCCACUUUCAGGAGUUCAACCCUGCUCUGUCACCACAGAGAUCUCCCCCAGGUGUCCCUGGGGCUGAUCCCCCCUCCCCUGGUGUGGACCCUUCUAGGGGGGCUCCGGUCGGGGGCAGAUUUGACCGGCAGGCUUCAGCAGAGGGCUGCUUCUACAAUGCUGACUACCUGGCAGCCCGCGCCCGGCUGGCUGGCGAACUGGCAGGCCAGGAAGAGGAGGAAGCCCUGGAGGGGCUGGAGGUGAUGGAUGUUUUCCUCCGGUUCUCAGGGCUCCACCUCUUUCGAGCCGUAGAGCCAGGGCUGGUGCAGAAGUUCUCUCUGCGGGACUGUAGCCCCCGGCUCAGCGAGGAACUGUACCACCGUUGUCGCCUCAGCAAUCUGGAGGGGCUGGGGGCCCGUACCCAGCUAGCCAUGGCUCUGUUUGAACAGGAACAGGCCAACAGCACUUAGCCUCUCCACCCCUGUAUCUGCCAUAGCCCCGGGAAGGGCAAGGCAAGGUGACGGACAGAUGGAGGGCUUGCCACUGUAUUUUUUUAAAAAUAAGAAAUGUUAUUAAACGUAUCUUCUGCCAAACUGUUUUUAGGUCUAGGGAGAGGGGUAAGAAGAAGAAUCUGUGGUAGGGUUGUGGAGAAUUUGUCUGCCGGCUUCCACUGCCUUCCCCUUCUCUUCCUCCUUCCCAUCCCCGUCCACAAUGACCACAAGGCUGCUGUCUGUUACGUGACCUUUAAUCCAUCCAGCCCUCCCCACCUUCCGCACAGCGCGAGAGGGGGAGUCCAGAGCCCAGGGCCUGUGCUGGGCGGAGUGGCUGGUCCACCCUGACGCUUGUUCACGGGCUCCUAGGUGUUGCGCACGACCAGCGACUGCUCCAGCUCCUGCCUGCGCUGCUGGAUCUUUAGAGGAAGUGUGAGCGGGGCAGGGUUACAGUGAUCCUGGUGAGUGACCAGGGGUACCCCAUCCUGGCACCCCUCCCCUGGAAGAGUCUGGGAACCAGGAGACUACUGCAUGGGGGUGUAGGGUGGUGGACAGGUAACUGUGGCCAGGUGAGAGGCAAGGCUGCCAGGACUGAAGGAGAGGGAGCCUCGGGUUCCUGGGCCUCCAUUACCUUACAGUAGAAGUAGCGGCUAACGGCUUCCUGGGACCAGGGCUGGUGGUAGAACUCAGCCCUGCGUUCUUCCUCGGGGUUCCCUGCCACAUCUGUCAUCACCUGGGAGGGAGCACGGGGCCUGUGGUGAGUUCCCCUGAGGUGCAUGCCCACCUGCCCCAGCCCGUGUGCUUGUCUUCGCAUCAGUGCUCCCGGAGCCCCACUUCACCUUGAGAUCACGGCUCUGGGAGCGGAGCAGGUCUUGGACGUAGCCUUUGGGGUCUCUGGAGAAACUUAGCAUGAAGUCCCUCUGGAUCUUGAGCUGGUUUAUGGACUCAAUCGUCUCAUGGAUCUACAGCUCUGGGCUCAGGCCGCACCUUACUGUCCAGAGCACUGAUCUCCUGCUGGUUGGCCGUGGACAGGAGGAAGCUACUCAUCUGCCCUUUCAGCGGUUCCUCCACCUCCACAUCUAUGUCAUAGCACGCUGUCUUCUUCUGGUCUGAUGGGUCCACGCUGCCAGAGAAGUCCAGCCUCUGAUGUCCAUGGUACACCACGGAAGCCCAGGGCUAGGGCUGGGGAGGGUACAUGAGGAGGGUGGAGAAAGCAGGGAGGGGACCAGGGAGCUAAACUCCCUGUCUGCGGGGAAGGCUGGGCCACCUCACCUGAUGACGUGGUUGAUCACAAUGGGGUCAGGGGGCAGCAGCAGGGCUGUGAGGCGCUGGGGAAUCUCAGAGAACUUUAGGCGGGGGCAGUCAAAAAUCUGAAGCAGGAUAAUUGAGAGGGAGGUCACUGGUGUGUGUGUUUGAAGACACAGUAGCUAGUAACGAUCCUUUCGUUCUGGAAAGACCACAAGAAGCUGAGGGCAAGUCAGAAUCCUGGGUGCUGAUGGCAGCGAGCCAGGCUGGAGGUAGAGAAACAGGCAUGGCUAAUCGCGAGGCCAGUGCAGGGGCCUUACGUCUGCCACAUUCUGUGAGCAAGCUACUUAGCACCUUGGGUCUUAGUCCCUUCACCUCUAGAAUGGGGGUAUCAACAGCCCCAUUUCACGGGUUGUCAUGGGAAUUAGGUGAAUCCGUGUACAACAAGUGUCUGAAGGUAUAUGGUAAAUGCUCAAUAAAUACCAACUACUCUUUUUCCUUA